AUGGUCCUGUAUCUCUGCUGCAACUGCUGCAGCAAAGAACUACCCUCAACUGAUCGUCAUCCGCUUCUUACUCGGAAUCGCCGAAGCGCCUUCUUCCCAGGUGCCUUUUAUCUCCUUUCCUGCUGGUACACUCGCAAAGAACUCGCACUACGAACAGCCGUCCUCUACUCUGGACUCAUUCUCGCUACUGCUUUCUCAGGUCUGAUUGCUGCCGGAGUCUUUGCAGGGCUUGAUGGUGCUCAUGGUCUCGCGGGCUGGAGAUGGUUAUUCCUCAUUGAGGGAGCCGCCAGUUUUGGCUUUGGAGUCCUGGCCAUAUUCAUCCUUCCCGACUUCCCAGAAUCCUCAGGAGGCAAGGUCGGAAGUGCGAGAUGGCUCUUCACUGCAGAUGAGCGACUUGUUGCAGUGGAACGUAUGAGACGUGAUCGUGUAUCCGUCGACGAAGGCAAACGGUCAGUGUGGUAUGGUUUACGUCUGGCUGUCACCGAUUACCGCACCUGGAUCUUCGUUCUCAUGUUGAUUGCCAACCACACCGCAUACGGCUUCAAUUACUUCUACCCAUCCAUCGUGAAAGGACUGAACCUUGGCUCAACAACAAUCACCCUCGUCCUCACCUCUCCACCUUACCUCCUCGCCACACUCUUCUGCUUCGCAUUCGGCUACUCAUCCGACCGUAGUGGUGAGCGUGGUUUCCACAUCGCCGUCUCCAUGUCCGCCGCAGCAAUUGGAUUCGUUGUCUCCGCAUCAACGCUCAGCGUCCCCGUCCGCUAUUUUGCCUCCUUCCUCUACAUCUGCGGCUGCUUCAGCGCCAAUGCCAUGGUAUUCUCGUGGGCUUCAGCGACAUUGAGUCAGACGCCCGAGAAGCGAGCUGCUGCCACCGCCAUUAUCAAUCUGUUGUCGCAGCUCGGAAACAUCUGGAGCCCUUACUUUUUCCGUCCGGGGGAUGCACCAAGAUACGUGAUGGCUAUGAUUCUGAUGAUGGCAUUUGCUUUGUUGAGUGUGUUGACUUGUUUGGCUAUGAAGUGGAGUCUGAGGAGGGCGAACAAGAAGAUUCUGGAGGAGUAUGAGGGGAGAGAUGAAACUCCCAGGCUGUUCAUGCUGUAG
Messenger RNA from Cadophora gregata, 1101 nucleotides. RefSeq lists its product as uncharacterized. The record is from RefSeq and is a predicted model, not a curated record. Gene Ontology annotation, molecular function: transmembrane transporter activity. Gene Ontology annotation, biological process: transmembrane transport. Gene Ontology annotation, cellular component: membrane. The transcript has 2 exons. NCBI's taxonomy places the organism in Eukaryota, Fungi, Ascomycota, Leotiomycetes, Helotiales, Ploettnerulaceae. Bases 1 to 1101 code for a protein of 366 amino acids.